AUGUCCAACGGCGACAUACCCAAUGGCGCCAGCCCGCAUGCCACUCACACCCCCUCGCAGCGCUAUUUGAGUACCAGGGGCGACGACAGCGACCUCUCCUUCGAGGACGUUGUUCUCAAGGGCCUUGCCUCGGAUGGUGGCCUCUACAUUCCUGAGGAAAUUCCCGUUGCCUCUGACUGGCAGUCAUGGAAGGAUCUCCCCUUUGUUGAUCUCGCCUACAAUGUCCUCUCACUUUAUAUCUCGCCCGCUGAGAUCCCAGCCCCGGAUCUUAAGGACAUCAUCCGCCGCAGCUACUCUACCUUUCGCGCCCAGGACGUUACCCCCCUAGUCCAUCUGCAAGGCAACAUACACCUCCUCGAACUCUUCCACGGUCCCACCUUUGCUUUCAAGGACGUGGCUCUGCAGUUUCUCGGCAACCUCUUUGAGUACUUUUUGGUGCGGCGCAACGAGGGGAAGACAGGCCGAGACAGGUAUCAUCUUACCGUAGUCGGAGCGACGAGCGGAGAUACCGGCUCUGCCGCCAUCUACGGUCUCCGGGGGAAGAAGGAUGUCUCCGUCUUCAUGCUGCAUCCCAAGGGGCGCGUGAGUCCCAUUCAGGAGGCGCAGAUGACCACGGUGCUGGAUGCCAAUGUCCACAAUCUGGCCAUAACAGGAAACUUUGACAACUGCCAAGACAUCGUCAAGGCUCUGUUUGCCGACCGCGAUAUCAACUCGACCCUCAAGCUGGGAGCCGUAAACUCGAUCAAUUGGGCGCGCAUUCUGGCCCAGACCGUCUACUAUUUCUACUCGUACUUCUCUCUUGCGCGGCAGUCCGAGUCGUUCAAGGUGGGUGACAAGGUCCGGUUUGUGGUGCCGUCUGGCAACUUUGGUGACGUCCUCGCCGGCUAUUUCGCCAAGCGCAUGGGACUUCCGAUCGACAAGCUAGUGAUUGCAACAAACGAAAACGACAUUUUGGAUAGGUUCUGGAAGACGGGCAGGUAUGAAAAGAAGGCGACGCAUGGUCCCGCGGCCGAGGGCGGCCUCGAGUGUGAUGGAGUCAAGGCGCACGAGGACGGCGUCAAGGAGACACUGAGCCCGGCCAUGGACAUCCUGGUCUCGAGCAACUUUGAGCGCCUGCUCUGGUUCCUCGCCUACAAGUUCGCCGCGGGCACAAAAAUGGACGACGAGUGGAUCAAGAGGCAGGCCGGCCAGGAGGUCAGCAGCUGGCUCAAGGACCUCAAGACCAAAGGCGGGUUCGGCCCCGUGUACAAGGACGUGCUCAAGGAGGCGCGCGAAGAUUUCGAGAGCGAGCGCGUGACCGACCAGGAGACGCUCGACGCCAUCAAACGACUCUACAAGGAGGCUGACUACAUUCUCGACCCGCACACGGCGGUCGGGAUCGAGGCGGCGUCGAGGUCCGUGAAGCGCGCCGGCCCCGGGAUGCCCCACAUUGCCCUGUCCACGGCGCACCCGGCCAAGUUCGCCGGCGCCGUUACCCUGGCCCUCAAGGACGAGCCGAGCUUCCAGUUCGACGAGAAGGUGCUCCCCCGCGAGUUCGUCGGGCUAGACCAAAAGGAGAGGCGGGUCAAGGACGUAGCCAACGACUGGAAGGCCGUGCGGGAGCUCGUCAAGAAGGAAAUCGAGGAGGAGCUGAGCCUCCCCUAA
Molecule: messenger RNA, 1644 nt
Organism: Lasiosphaeria miniovina
Lineage: Eukaryota; Fungi; Ascomycota; Sordariomycetes; Sordariales; Lasiosphaeriaceae
Product: tryptophan synthase beta subunit-like PLP-dependent enzyme
Exons: 4
Coding region: 1-1644 (547 amino acids)
Biological process (GO): L-threonine biosynthetic process
Molecular function (GO): pyridoxal phosphate binding; threonine synthase activity
Source: RefSeq, a predicted model, not a curated record